GUUUCUGUUGACACCGGAAGUGCCUCUACGAACUAGCGCUGCCACAUCGGAUCUUGCCCUAACUGUCGGGUCGGGAUGGCUGCGACAGCCGAGGGGAAGAAAGAUGAGGACUACAAGAGACUGCACAGCUUCCCUCUCAUCAGGCACACGGACAUGCCCGAGGAAAUGAGGGUGGAGACCAUGGAGCUUUGUGUUACAGCCUGUGAAAAGUACGCCACCAACAAUGAGAGUGCAGCGAAGAUGAUCAAGGAGUCGAUGGACAAGAAGUUCGGCAGCUCGUGGCACGUGGUGAUCGGAGAAGGCUUCGGCUUCGAGGUCACCCACGAGGUGAAGAGCCUGCUCUACAUGUUCUUCGGAGGCAGCCUGGCCGUGUGCGUGUGGAAGUGCUCGUAGCACCUCCUCUCUCUCUCCCUCACCUCCACCCUCACCUCCCCACCUCCACACCUCCCCAUGCCGUGGCUUACUGGGCUAUAGGAAUAAACACCAGCUACCAACCAGAUGCUGGUUAACAUUUGUGUUGUGGCAGGUCCGUUUGUCCACACGACCAGCCACUCUGGCAGAUAAUAAACCGCCACUUCAAGAUCUCGCCCAGGGAAAAUACUUGAAAGGGAGUUUCUGAGAGCAGAAGUCACUUUGGCAUUAACACAGCUUCCUGCCUUGUGUGUCACUUUUCUUUCUUUUUUUUAUUUCCGUGGUUCUAAACAUUUGUGUGUGUGUGUGUGCAAGGUCAACUUUUACAAACAAUACAGCCAGGGUCUCCAAAGUCCUUUACCCUCAUUCCUCUUCAGGGAGCUUGUGUGUGUGUGCGAGUGUGUUUAUAUGUUGGUGUGUGCUGGACACACACAGUUUUUUGAAGCAACACUUCAUGUUCACCUCCCUCAGCAGUUUUGUGCAACACUAAACUGACCGUUUGCACUCGUUUCUCUCUCCUUCUCUCUGUCUCUCUCGCUCUCUCUCUCUCUCUCUCUCUCAAGCCGUGCAAGUCUUUUAAUAAAAUUCUUAAUAUUUUUUAUGUGUACAUAGUUUGAUGCGACUUGACAAACUUCUUUUUAAAGACCAGUGGCAUCUUCUUACGACUGAGCGGCUCCGAGCCGAACCCACAGGAAACCCGAUCCACCUUUUCUCCCUGUAAAGCUGUUUGUAAUAAUCCUGAACAAUAUCACCGCGCCGAGUGAUACAAGCAAUGUGAUUGUUUUCAUGGUGAUGCCAGUGUGUUAAUGAUCCAGCACAACGGACCAUUAUGUGUGGACUGACCUGAUUGUACAAUAAACUCUGAAAUGUGAUGA
Molecule: messenger RNA, 1286 nt
Organism: Limanda limanda (common dab)
Lineage: Eukaryota; Metazoa; Chordata; Actinopteri; Pleuronectiformes; Pleuronectidae
Product: dynein axonemal light chain 4
Exons: 4
Coding region: 76-393 (105 amino acids)
Biological process (GO): microtubule-based process
Cellular component (GO): dynein complex
Molecular function (GO): dynein intermediate chain binding; dynein light intermediate chain binding
Source: RefSeq, a predicted model, not a curated record